Molecule: messenger RNA, 621 nt
Organism: Guyanagaster necrorhizus
Lineage: Eukaryota; Fungi; Basidiomycota; Agaricomycetes; Agaricales; Physalacriaceae
Exons: 4
Coding region: 1-621 (206 amino acids)
Source: RefSeq, a predicted model, not a curated record
AUGUCCGCUGUGUAUCGGCUGUCCUCAUCAUGUGCCAUCCUCGAAUGCUCCCAUUGCUUCGUAUCUUGUAAUAACGCUUUCUUAUGUUCGGUAACCCCAGCCGUCGCUUAUACUUCAUUUCCUUAUGACGACACCAGCAUUCCAAAUUCCAACUUUGUUGAGCUUAGGCUCGUCUACAUCUCGACCCUCGGCAGAGCGGUAUCAUCGUCACCGUUACACAACACAGCACUACUUGACGCAAGUAUGACAGUUGCUUUUUCAUCGGGAAUCAUUCCAACUCCACAAGGGCGUUCAGUCGCCAUUCCCAAGCGUGGGCAUCAGCGCCGCUUGAAAACUGGUCGUUCUUCACCUCACUACAACCGUCCAUACAUUUGCACAGUGGACGAAAACCACGAUUAUAUCACCUUGCUGGUUAUCAAAACGAACGAUGAACUUUGCCGAGACGAAUCCCAAUUGGGGGGGGAUCGGGUACCUGUCUUCGAAGCGCAUUCCUCGACGCUUCUUAACUCCAUUGCCGCACCCUCCGUUCACCCGCAUUUCUUAGAAGAGGAUUAUUCUCUCGGCAGUAACACGAUGCUCGCUCCCCUAUACGAGAAUGCCUUCUCUCAAAAAAAUACGUAA